Molecule: messenger RNA, 1344 nt
Organism: Eremothecium sinecaudum
Lineage: Eukaryota; Fungi; Ascomycota; Saccharomycetes; Saccharomycetales; Saccharomycetaceae
Product: tubulin alpha chain
Exons: 2
Coding region: 1-1344 (447 amino acids)
Biological process (GO): nuclear migration by microtubule mediated pushing forces; nuclear division; mitotic cell cycle
Cellular component (GO): cytoplasm; microtubule; spindle
Molecular function (GO): GTP binding; structural constituent of cytoskeleton
Source: RefSeq, a predicted model, not a curated record
AUGAGAGAAGUCAUCAGUGUCAACGUUGGACAAGCGGGAUGUCAAAUUGGUAACGCAUGUUGGGAGUUAUACUCCUUAGAACAUGGUAUUAGGCCGGACGGUUAUUUGCAAACAGGUUUAUCCAAGCCUAAGGGUGGUGGAGAAGGCUUUUCUACUUUCUUCAAUGAAACCGGAUCUGGAAAGUUUGUUCCUCGUGCAGUUUACGUGGAUUUGGAACCUAACGUGAUUGAUGAAGUACGUACUGGUCCUUAUAAGGAACUGUUUCAUCCAGAGCAAUUGAUUAGUGGUAAGGAAGAUGCUGCUAAUAACUAUGCUCGUGGUCAUUACACAGUUGGAAGAGAACUUUUGGACGAAAUUUUGGAUAGAAUCAGAAAAAUUUCUGACCAGUGUGAUGGUUUGCAAGGUUUCCUUUUCACGCACUCAUUGGGUGGUGGUACCGGUUCUGGUUUAGGUUCCUUGUUAUUGGAACAGUUAUCUAUUGACUAUGGUAAGAAAUCAAAGCUUGAGUUUGCUGUGUAUCCAGCUCCUCAAGUUUCUACUUCUGUUGUUGAGCCAUAUAACACCGUCUUGACUACGCAUACUACCUUAGAACAUGCGGACUGUACUUUCAUGGUUGACAAUGAGGCUAUCUACGACAUGUGUAAAAAGAGCUUGGACAUCUCGAGACCAAGCUUUGCCAACUUGAACAACUUGAUUGCGCAGGUGGUGUCGUCUGUCACGGCGUCCUUGAGAUUCGACGGUUCCUUGAAUGUGGACUUGAAUGAAUUCCAGACCAAUUUGGUUCCUUACCCUCGUAUUCAUUUCCCAUUGGUCUCUUACGCUCCUAUUCUAUCUAAGAGCAAGGCUCAUCACGAAUCUAACUCUGUUGGUGAAAUUACUAACUCUUGUUUCGAACCUGGCAACCAGAUGGUGAAGUGUGACCCAAGAGUCGGUAAAUAUAUGGCAACAUGUUUGUUAUACAGAGGUGACGUUGUUACCAGAGACGUUCAAACUGCCGUUGCUCAAGUGAAGAGCAAGAAGACCGUUCAAUUGGUCGACUGGUGCCCCACCGGUUUCAAGAUCGGUAUCUGUUACGAGCCUCCUACUGCAACUCCAGAAUCUCAACUAUCCUCAGUAUCUAGAGCUGUAUGCAUGUUGUCGAAUACUACUGCAAUUGCCGAUGCUUGGAAGAGAAUUGACAGAAAGUUCGACUUGAUGUACGCAAAGCGUGCAUUCGUCCACUGGUACGUCGGUGAGGGUAUGGAAGAAGGCGAAUUCACAGAAGCUAGGGAGGACUUGGCAGCCUUGGAGAGGGACUACGUUGAAGUUGGUGCUGAUACAUAUGCCGAUGAUGAGGAAUUCUGA